Messenger RNA from Metopolophium dirhodum (rose-grain aphid), 2296 nucleotides. Its product is annotated as U5 small nuclear ribonucleoprotein TSSC4. The transcript has a single exon. Lineage: Eukaryota; Metazoa; Arthropoda; Insecta; Hemiptera; Aphididae. Bases 289 to 915 code for a protein of 208 amino acids. The record is from RefSeq and is a predicted model, not a curated record.
UAACGAACGAAAAAUAAUAAUAUUAUUAUUUACUAUAAUAAUUUAUAGCUGAUAUUAGAUAGUUUAGGACUUUGCUAAAUUUUUUCAAGUUUGCUAGUGCUACAAAAGUUCAAAAUUAUUGUUUACUCUAUCUAAACUACAUCGUAUUUAAAUACAAUAUCAUUAUUGUAAGAUUUACGGAAGUCGACCGUCCUUAGCGACUGUUCUGAUUGACGAUGUCCUUGCGUACAACGACGUAGUAUCACGGGAAGAAAUUUUCGUGUAACCGUUUUCGAUCGAACACAAAUCAUGUCAUUUCAAGAUCCAACGUUCGUCGGCGACACUCCAGAGUUCCAGAACAAACGUACUAACCUGUUCGCCGUACUUGAUCAAGCAGAGAAGGAUUUGGAAUCAAAAAUUAAAAAAGCCUCGACAGCUGACGCACAUGAAAUACUCAAUGGUCGUGUAGAACGCAGGACUGGUCGUUCACUCACCAAACAGUUCCGAGGCAAAGAUAGUCUGUUUGUCAAGCCCGAAAUACCACCGUGGCGCAUAAUUGAAAAGCACAGGCCGCCAGAUUUCAAAUUGCAUCCACACAAAUGGACUAAAUAUUCAUUGGCUGAUGUGAACGAGAUGAAUGACAAGAGCAAUGCAGCUGCUGCAUUUGCAUUUCUUAAAGAAAUGCAAAGUAGAAAAUCUAAAGAUGAAGAAAAUGAUGAUGAAGAAGGAAAGAAAAUAGUGUUCAAGAGAACCCCGAAGUCCAACGAACCAGAAAUGAAACCGAGUUUUAAGAGUACUAAACUGGUUAUGCCAGAAUAUGAAUUUGGAAAAAAGGUACAGAAGAAAAAAAGUAAACCCAAACAUACAACAGAUGGAACUACUUCUAAUAAAGAAAUUAAACUUGGGCAUUUAAUGGAAGAUGAAAUUGAUGAAUGAUUUAUAUUUUGUGUAAACUGUAAAUACUAGUUAUAUGAUUAAUUUUAUGUUGUUAAAUUAAGUCUUAUUAAACUUAUUUUCAACUAAAGAAUUCAAUUUAAUAUUAUGCAAAUAAAUUAUUUAUUAAAAAUGUAAAAAUCCACUCAAGUGUAAGUAUAUAUAUUAUAUACUUACCUCUAUUUUAUUUUAAAUCAAUAAUAUAUUUUAUAACUACCAUAAAUCUGUCUAGGGAGUACUUAAUUAUUCAUUGAUUUAAUCUAAAAUAAUUCAAACAAAAAAUAUUUAGCUACUAGAUUUUUCCAACAAAACUUAAUUUCUUCAUAAAUUCAUUGGACCUUUAACAUAAUUAGAACAAUGUACCUACUCAUCAGUGGCGGUCAGACGGUGAUGAGGGGGAUACAUCCCCUACCCAUUACCUAUUUUCAAUGUUUAAGAUGUGAUAACCAUAACUUAUAUUUUUAAUAAUCAAAUUGUGCAUGUAAAAAAUCAGCCAUAUACUCCCCCCUCAAUAAAAUCAUUUGACAGCCACUGAUAAUCAUAACUUAAUAUGAAAAAUAAAAAAUAAAAAAAAAAAUUUUAAAAACACACUUUUCCAUAAAAACAUUUAAAAAAAAUUUUAAAAAUUGCACUAAAAAGACAAAAAUAAUUCUCUGUACUUAAAAAUAAUGAAAAAUUUAUUGAUGAAAAAUUUAAAAGUGUGUGGUGCUCAUACACUUGACAUAUAUUCCCAGUCACUAUCUUAUAAACAUGAUUGAACAAAGAAGUGUAUGUGAGACUUUCCUUGGCUUUUAAAUUUUUCAUCAGUAAAUUUUUCAUUAUUUUGCUCUUAUACUUGACAUAUACUGCCAGUCACUAUCUUAUAAACAGGAUUGAACAAAGAAGUGUAUGUGAGACUUAGCUCGGCUUUUAAUGUUUUGUAUGAUGCACCACACACUUUUAAAUUUUUCAUCAAUAAAUUUUUCAUUAUUUUUAAGUACAGAGAAUUAUUUUUGUCUUUUUAGUGCAAUUUUUAAAAUUUUUUUUAAAUGUUUUUAUGGAAAAGUGUGUUUUUAAAAUUUUUUUUUUUAUUUUUUAUUUUCUACUUUUUAGUUGAAAGUAAAUAUUUUUAUUAAACGUUUAAGAAAUAUGUUAUCCGGUGUUUUCGGUACCUAUAUCAGAAUACCGGUAUAAUGUUAUUUGGUAAUAAUUACCGUUGUUACCAUAGAUAUUAUAAUAAUGGAUAGGACACGCCUAUACUUGCUUCGUAAGAGGUUGCGGUUUUUUUUGGGGAAGAGAGAAAGUUCAAUAUCUGCGAGAGAUAUUACGGCGACGUCGUGGGGACAAUCCUUUUUUUUUUUUUUUGGUCCAUGUCCCAAAAUGACAACGGAUUAUUGUAUUGUCA